GCAGUCGGCGGUUGCAGAACGCAGCUGGAGAGCAGCACCAGUCGCUUGUCCAAUUGCAGUGCGGUGAACAAGGUUGAAGAUGGGCGAGUGGGGCUUCUUGGCGUCGCUGCUGGACAAAGUGCAGUCGCACUCCACCGUCAUCGGGAAGGUGUGGCUCAGCGUACUCUUCAUCUUCCGGAUUAUGAUCCUGGGAGCCGGCGCUGAGAAGGUGUGGGGCGACGAGCAGUCCAAGAUGAUCUGCAACACCAAGCAGCCGGGCUGCAAGAACGUGUGCUACGACCACGCCUUCCCCAUCUCGCACAUCCGCUUCUGGGUCCUUCAGAUCAUCUUCGUGUCCACGCCCACGCUGGUCUACCUGGGCCACGUCAUGCACGUCAUCCACAGGGAGAACAAACUACGAGAGCGACAGCGCAAGAGCGACUCCUUGGCGCUUAAACUUCCCAAGUACUCGGACGACAAGGGCCAGGUGAAGAUCAAGGGCGACCUGUUGGGGAACUACACGACGUCCAUCUUCUUCCGCAUCGUUCUGGAGCUGGCCUUCAUCGUGGGCCAGUACUACCUGUACGGCUUCGUCAUGGAGGCCCGGAUCGUGUGCUCGCGGGCCCCCUGUCCGUUCACGGUGGAGUGCUUCAUGUCGCGGCCCACCGAGAAGACCGUCUUCAUCAUCUUCAUGCUGGCCGUGUCCUGCGUGUCGGUGCUGCUCAACGUGGUGGAGGUCUUCUACCUGGCGUGCUCCAGGACCGCCCGGAGGAAGGCCAAAAUGGCCGCCGGAGCCCUGCGGGGACCGAUGAACGGCGGCGCCGCCUUCGACAGGGCCUGAACGACUUCGAAAUGUCGCGCCAGGGGCAAGUAGGAAAAAGACAGCGCGGUGCCUUGACUUCGGCUGGUUCCGUAACC
This is a messenger RNA of Phycodurus eques (leafy seadragon), 897 nucleotides long. Its product is annotated as gap junction Cx32.2 protein-like. NCBI's taxonomy places the organism in Eukaryota, Metazoa, Chordata, Actinopteri, Syngnathiformes, Syngnathidae. Gene Ontology annotation, biological process: cell communication. Gene Ontology annotation, cellular component: connexin complex. Bases 80 to 820 code for a protein of 246 amino acids. The transcript has 3 exons. The record is from RefSeq and is a predicted model, not a curated record.